Syzygium oleosum is the source of this 4593-nucleotide messenger RNA. Its product is annotated as C2 and GRAM domain-containing protein At1g03370. The transcript has 9 exons. Bases 436 to 3510 code for a protein of 1024 amino acids. NCBI's taxonomy places the organism in Eukaryota, Viridiplantae, Streptophyta, Magnoliopsida, Myrtales, Myrtaceae. The record is from RefSeq and is a predicted model, not a curated record.
UCUCUCCCGGGUGUCUCCUCUGUUUUCUUCCCCUGUUAAUUCUUGAUAGCUUUGUCGGUGGAUUGAGCCGUGCCUGGCCAUGUUUUGGUUCUCUUUCGUUCGAGGCUGAUCAUGGGUCUCUGCAGCAUUACGUGUUCGUUGCUGGCAUCGAUAUUGGGCCGAUUGUUCUGAGGUCGCUGUCCCUUUCUUGAGCUCUUUCCGGUGACGUAAAGUUCUUGUCAUUUCACGACUCAAUCCGUGUGACUUACGUGGCUCUUCACUAUUUGUUGACUUUGAUCGUUUCUUCCUGGAUCACUCGCUCGUUCGUAUCAAGCAUUUGGGUAGAGGAAAGUUUCCCUCUUUUCUUCUUGAUUCCUUCUGGGUUGUGAGGGUGCUUGCUGGUUUGGGUCCGGAAGAAUUCUGGGUCCUGAGUGGAAUUCGAAUUCAGCAUCAGCUAUGAAGCUCUAUGUGCGUGUGAUUGAAGCUAGGAACGUGCCGGCGAUGGAUCUGAACGGGUUUAGUGAUCCGUACGUUCGGCUUCAGCUAGGAAGGCACAGGUUUAGGACAAAGGUAGUGAAGAAGAGCUUGAACCCGAGCUGGGGAGACGAAUUUAGCUUCAAGGUUGAGGAUUUGAAGGAUGAGCUUGUGCUCACUGUUUUGGAUGAGGACAGGUACUUCAAUGACGAUUUCAUCGGGCAACUGAAGAUCCCGGUUUCACGCGUUUUCGAUGCCGAAAAUGGCUCUCUCGGCACUGCUUGGUAUACUCUGCAACCGAAGAAUAAGAAGUCCAAGAAUAAGGAAUGCGGUGAAAUACAGCUAGCUAUAUAUUUCUCAGAAAGUAGCGCGUUCUCGGAGAUGAAUGGCAAUGAAGGAGAAGUUGUCCCUGUCUUGAAAAGGCAUGCUGACUUAAUGGUGGAAUCGCCUGCAGGAUCUCUCAGUGGCUCACCAAGAGCCUCACCCAUGCGAGACGAGUUUUCGUCCUCAAAGGAAGAGAAGUCCUGUUCUCAGAAAACUUUUGCUGGUCGUCUUGCACAGAUGUUCAACAAGGGUGCAGACACAUCAUCAGUGGCCUCAAAUAGGGGCAUUGACUUGCCGGAACUACCUGAAGCUUCUGGGCCUGAAUCUUCUGACAGCCAAGAUGACGACCAGUUUUCUUCUGGUUCCUUUGAAGAGUUGAUUAAAAUAAUGGAGUCUCGAGAGCAAGAAGGCGAAACUCCGAGCAAUUUACCGGGAGGAGUACUUUUGGACCAGCUAUGCGUCAUUGCACCAUCUGACCUGAAUACAAUGCUUUUCUCUCUCGAUUCCUCUUUUCCAAGAUCAGUGGCUGAUCUUCAAGGAACAACAGAACUGCAACUCGGGCAGUGGAAGUUCGAGAAUGGUGGAGAGACCUUGAAGAGAGUCAUUACUUACAUUAAGGCAGCAACAAAAUUGAUCAAAGCCGUCAAAGCCACUGAGGAGCAAAUUUACUUGAAGGCUGACGGAAAGGUAUAUGCUGUUUUAGCAAGUGUAAGCACUCCGGAUGUCAUGUACGGGAGUACCUUCAAAGUCGAGUUGCUCUAUUGCAUUACUCCCGGGCCUGAGCUGCCAUCAGGAGAACAAUCCUCACGAUUGGUCAUAUCGUGGAGGAUGAAUUUUCUGCAGAGUACGAUGAUGAAAGGUAUGAUAGAAAAUGGAGCUCGGCAGGGUCUCAAGGACAGUUUCGAGCAGUAUGCUAGCUUACUUAAUCAGACGGUUAAGCCGGUGGAUUCGAAGGACAUCGGGUCCAACAAGGAACAGAUUUUGGCCUCUUUGCAGGCAGAGCCUCAAUCAGAUUGGAAGCUCGCUGUGCAAUACUUUGCCAAUUUUAUUGUGCUAUCUACUUUUGUCAUGGGAUUGUAUGUGCUUGUUCACCUAUGGCUUGCCACACCAAGCGCAAUUCAAGGGCUGGAGUUUGUUGGGCUAGAUCUGCCAGAUUCUAUUGGUGAAGUCAUUGUGUGUGGUAUACUGGUUCUCCAAGCUGAGCGGGUCCUGGGGUUGAUUUCACACUUCAUGCAGGCCAGAAUGCAGAAAGGUAGCGAUCAUGGAGUCAAAGCUCAAGGUGAUGGAUGGUUGCUAACCGUUGCUUUGAUUGAAGGAAGUAGCGUAGCAGCUGUUGACUCGAGCAGUUCCUCUGACCCAUAUGUUGUCUUUACCUGUAAUGGCAAGACGAGAACGAGUUCAAUAAAGUUUCAGAAAACUGAUCCUCUGUGGAAUGAAAUAUUUGAAUUUGAUGCCAUGGAGGAUCCUCCUUCUGUGCUAGAUGUGGAGGUUUUCGAUUUUGAUGGACCUUUUGAUGAAGCUACAUCUUUAGGACAUGCCGAAAUCAAUUUCGUGAGGAACAACAUAUCAGACCUAGCUGAUGUGUGGGUUUCUCUUCAAGGAAAGCUAGCUCAGGCAUGCCAGUCUAAGCUGCACUUGAGGAUCUUCUUAGACAAUACAAGAGGUAGCAAUGUGGCGAAAGAGUAUAUAUCUAAGAUGGAGAAAGAGGUGGGCAAGAAGAUAAAUAUAAGGUCUCCGCAAACAAAUUCCGCUUUUCAGAAGCUUUUUGCUCUUCCACCUGAGGAAUUUCUCAUCAAUGAUUUCACUUGUCACUUGAAACGCAAAAUGCCUCUCCAGGGACGCCUUUUUUUGUCGGCACGGAUUAUUGGCUUCCACGCAAAUCUGUUUGGGCAGAAGACCAAAUUCUUUUUCCUCUGGGAGGACAUAGAAGAUAUUCAAGUCUUGUCUCCUACUCUUUCGUCGAUGGGUAGUCCGAUCGUGGUCAUGACUCUUUGGCGAGGCAAAGGUAUGGAAGCAAGACAUGGGGCAAAGACGCAGGAUGAGGAAGGCAGGCUGAAGUUCCACUUUCAGUCUUUUGUUUCUUUCAAUGUUGCACACAGGACAAUUAUGGCUCUUUGGAAGGCUAGGUCUUUGACUCCAGAGCAGAAGGUUCAACUCAUCGAAGAAGAAUCUGAAGCUAGAAACCUCAUGACGGAAGAGAGUGGGUCCUUCUUGGGCCUUGAGGAUGUUAGCUUGUCUGAAGUCUAUUCUUCCGUCCUCCCUGUUCCUACCAACUUCUUCAUGGAAGUUUUUGGCGGUGAGGAUUUGGAGCGGAAGUUUAUGGAGAAGGCUGGUUGUCUUAAUUAUUCGUAUACCCCGUGGGAGUCGGAGAAGCCGGAUAUAUAUGAGAGACAAAUAUAUUACAGAUUCGAUAAGCGUAUUUCCCGAUAUAGAGGGGAGGUCACAAGUACUCAGCAAAAAUCUGCUCUUCCGGAUAGAGAUGGUUGGCUUGUUGAAGAGGUUAUGACUCUCCAUGCAGUCCCACUUGGUGACUAUUUCAAUCUUCACCUUAGGUACCAGAUUGAAGAUGCGCCUUCACGACCUAAGGAGUGCAGCGUAAAGGUAUUUUUUGGGAUGGCGUGGCUGAAAAGUAGUAGGCAUCAGAAGAGGAUUACGAAGAACAUUCUCUUGAAUCUGCAAGAUCGCCUGAAGGUAAUGUUUGGGGUCAUUGAGAAGGAAUUCACCUCGAGAUAGUAUGGGGAUCUUUGCAAUAUUGUGGCUUUAUAACCUUUAGCUUGCCCGAGACGAGGCUGAUACUCCUCUGUGAAUAACCUCGUUUGCUCCGGUUCUGUUAUCCAGUUAGGCUAAGUAUUCAGGGUAUUCCCGAGAUGUGAAGGAAACAGCAUUGAGGAGUAUAUGAAACGUGUCUCAGUGACAAAUUUAGCUUGAGCAUUCUUUGAUUCAUCCAGAUGCUUGUGUAGACCAUAACUUGUGAUAGAAGCGGGCAGAUAAUGACACUCAUGAGCCAGUUGAAACUCACUUUCAUCUAGGAUUAUCCAUGACGUCCAAGUGUGAGUUGGCGACCGAUGGAUCCAUCUUAGUGAAUGGCAAUACCUCUGCUUAGAUGUGCACUUGAAACGUAGUGUUGGCUUUGUACUCAUUUGCGUGAGGAGAUUGUAAACAGUAGGGAAUGCGAGAAAGCAGCCUCAUUUUCCUCUUUCUGUAAAAGGCGAAAUAUCAGAAGGAAAAGUGAACUGUAUAUAAAAUCCGAUUGUAUCGUGGGAAGGUGUUAUUCCUUGUAGCGAUUGUUUAGUAAUGCAGUUGGCUUUCACCGAUGGCCGAUAUGAAAUGCGACAUUGAGUUGACAUUUAUUGGAGAUAUUUGAAACGUUUGGAAUUGUAAGAGCAAAAGGAUUUGCAUCUCUCUUUGCAUUGGAGUGAAAAACUAUGUUUGAGUUCUUUGCCAAUAUCUGCAUAGUGUGCAAAGAAAGAACAAUUUCCAUCUGGGACUCGUGACUUCUAUUGAUUUGGUAGUCACUUUCUUUCUGUCACACAAGACUUGUUACAGAGUUGAGCUCAAUAAUGUAAAAGGAUUCAUAUAGUCGUCUACCGUUCAAGUAGGAUUGGGCUUGCUUGGCGUUCAUGUUGCCGAUCUUUUGUUCAGUUUUUGCAUACCACUUCAAGUCUAAUUGUGGUUGUUUAUACUGGUUUAUGCUCUGUGGAUAAGGGAAUGAUGAAUGAUAAAGGUGCAUCCCGAACAAUUUUUAUGUACCUUUGGAACUUUUGUACUGAAUGCUAUAAUACAUUGAUGGGUUAAAAUAAGUAUCAAUUUUGGAAA